Yamadazyma jaroonii is the source of this 2061-nucleotide messenger RNA. The record is from the annotation of a GenBank genome assembly. NCBI's taxonomy places the organism in Eukaryota, Fungi, Ascomycota, Pichiomycetes, Serinales, Debaryomycetaceae.
AUGAUAAUCAGAUCUUUAGUCACCAGAAAUGUGGACCGGGGUACCACCUCCACCACAGUUCGGACUUUCAGAAGAAACAUUCUUAUCACAAGUGAACUUCAAAAGAAACUAGAGGUUUCUCAACACAUACCUGUGGUAGUUAUUGGUGGAGGACAUGCUGGAUGUGAAGCUUCAGCUGGAUCUGCUCGUACUGGAGUUCAAACAGUCUUAAUUACCCCUGAAAUUUCCAAGAUUGGUACUGCUUCAUGUAAUCCUUCGGUAGGAGGUGUUGGUAAAGGAACUUUAAUCCGAGAAGUUGAUGCCUUAGAUGGUUUGGCAGCUAAAAUCACCGAUAAAGCUGGUAUACAUUUCAAGAUUUUGAAUGCUUCAAAAGGUCCAGCUGUUCAUGGACCAAGAGCUCAGAUAGAUAGAAAGAUUUAUUUGCAAGAAAUGCAAGAAGCUAUACUAAACUAUCCAAAUUUAACUGUAUUGGAAGGGAAAGUAGAAGAUCUUAUUUUGAGUCCUCAAUCAAAUUCUGACACUGGUGGUAGAGUUUCCGGGACAGUUAAGGGAUUGAUCAUGGAAGAUGGAAGAGUACUUGCCUGUGAUAAGGUGGUGAUAACUACAGGGACAUUUUUAGGGGGAGAAAUCCACAUUGGUUUGAAAGCUUUUCCUUCAGGAAGAAUGGGCGAAGAUGCUACUUUUGGGUUGUCAAAGACCCUCAAAGAUGCCGGGUUUAGAUUAGGACGUCUUAAGACAGGUACACCACCAAGAUUACUUUCUUCGUCCAUUGAUUAUACAAAUCUUGAAAUUCAACCUUCCGACUAUCCUCCUCAACCUAUGUCGUUCAUGAAUGAUGAAGUGGCCAACCAGGAAAAUUUGGUGGCUUGUCACCAAACCAGUACAACUCCCGAGUUCCAUAAGAUUAUUGCUGAUAAUCUUCAUCAAUCCAUCCAUAUCAGAGAAACCGUCAAAGGUCCUAGAUAUUGUCCGUCAAUAGAAUCCAAGGUGAUUAAAUUUCCCAAUAAAACUUCCCAUACUAUCUGGCUCGAACCCGAAGGUUUAGACAGUGACUUGGUGUAUCCUAACGGUAUCUCAUGUACUAUGCCUGAAGACAUUCAAGAAAGACUUGUCAAGUUAAUCCCUGGAUGUGAGAAUGUUGUCAUGACCCAACCGGGAUACGGUGUGGAAUACGAUUAUGUUGAUCCAAGGGAAUUAGACAUUACAUUGAAGACCAAGCUUGUAGAUGGGUUGUAUCUUGCAGGACAGAUCAACGGUACUACAGGGUACGAAGAAGCAGCAUCUCAAGGAAUUGUAGCGGGGAUUAAUGCUGGAUUGUCAUAUCUCAGAAAAGCUCCCCUUCAAAUCAAACGUAGUGAUGGUUACGUAGGUGUACUUAUUGAUGAUCUCAUCACUAAAGGUGUUGAGGAACCUUAUAGAAUGUUUACCUCAAGAUCUGAAUUCAGAGUAUCUAUCAGAUCCGAUAAUGCUGACGUUCGUUUAACUGAAAUGGGAUAUCAGCUUGGGGCUGUCAGUCAACAACGUUACGAUGCCUACAAGAAAGAACUGCAACAGUUCAACCUCAUCAAAGAUCACCUUUCUUCCCUUCAAUUGUCAGGAGCCAAAUGGGCACCAGCUCUCAAAGGACUUGUUUCAGAUGUCAGUAAGAAGACCAUUGUUGAUGGCUGGAAGCUUUUAUCAUACAAAGGAGUCACCAUUGAGGAUUUGAUACCUCAUAUGGAUAAGUUCGGGCCCGUUCCAGACAUAUACCACACAACUACCAGAAGAUUAAGAAACAAAAUCAACGUCGAGAGUACAUACGCACCAUGGAUGAAGAAGGAGCAAGCUCAUUUAAGAGCUUAUGAAGCUGACGAAGACCUUCUUCUUCCUUUGAAUUUCACUUACACUAACGAAGGAAAUCUCAAGAUAUCUUAUGAAGUCUGUCAUCUUCUUAAUACCAUUCAACCCCAAACCAUUGGCCAAGCUCGUAGAAUCCAAGGUGUUACUCCUGCGGCAAUAUUCGAACUUUACAAGUUAGUAAAGGGUAAUCAAGUUGAAUUUGCAUCUCAAAGAACUGCUUAG